This is a messenger RNA of Penicillium psychrosexuale, 882 nucleotides long. RefSeq lists its product as uncharacterized. Gene Ontology annotation, cellular component: cytoplasm. The transcript has 2 exons. Gene Ontology annotation, molecular function: ATP binding; protein serine/threonine kinase activity. Lineage: Eukaryota; Fungi; Ascomycota; Eurotiomycetes; Eurotiales; Aspergillaceae. The record is from RefSeq and is a predicted model, not a curated record. The annotation marks the transcript as partial. Gene Ontology annotation, biological process: protein phosphorylation.
AUGGCUUAUGACCUCUAUGAUAAGAGGGACGUGGCCCUUAAAGUCAUGUCUUUAGGGGACUGGGGGGAGAACGAAUACCGCAUGCAGAACGAAAUUCUUCAAAACGUGCAUGAUACCUCCCACCUAGUGAUGUAUCUAGGGACUUUUCUCAUCCCUGGAAGCGGUCAUAGGGUUCUAGUAUUUCCUUUAAUGGGUCCAUGCAUUGUCCCUAUUGAAAUGGGAAAAACCCCUAUGGCCAGUCGCAUGUCUGCUGCUCGCCAAUUGUUAGAAGCCUUGGAAAGUCUACACAAAGCAGGAAUUGUGCACCGUGAUAUAAAUGAGAGAAACUGUAUGUGGGGGAUGCGUCCUCUCCAUAAUCUCAAUAGGACUGCGAAAUACGAGGCACUCGGUCGGCCACUGAAGCUAACCAUACCAUAUGUCGACCUUUGCAAGAAGGGGGAGCUUGUUUGGCCAGUUAAGGUCCCUGAGAAUUUACGCACGGAGGAAUUCUUUCUUGGUGACUUUGGUCUAGCGAAAAAGCUUACUGAUAGCGUGACUCAACGAGGCUAUCCCCCUUCGCAAUAUUGCUCCCCUGAACGUCUUCAUGGGGAAGGUCCAAGUCUGGCCUGCGAUAUAUGGAGUUAUAUGAUUGUAUUUGCUGUGAUAUACCUUGGCUAUGCGCCUUUCCCUGCCUGGCUUAAGGGGGGGGUGAUAAGUGGAUUCGUUAGGAGUUUAGGUCCACUACCUGAAAAGUGGAAGGGCCUUUACCCUGGAGGACUCGAUUAUUGGUAUGACCAAUCUCGAACGCCUAAUCCGGAUCUUGAUCUUGCCUCAAGAAUUGCAUACUUUCGUCCUGAUGCUGAUCCGAUCGAGCGAGCCCAUGUGGCCUCUAUCAUGUCCAAA